This is a messenger RNA of Gigantopelta aegis, 1530 nucleotides long. RefSeq lists its product as uncharacterized. The record is from RefSeq and is a predicted model, not a curated record. Bases 1 to 1530 code for a protein of 509 amino acids. Lineage: Eukaryota; Metazoa; Mollusca; Gastropoda; Neomphalida; Peltospiridae. The transcript is spliced from 12 exons.
AUGUCAGGAAUACGAAAAGCUCUUGUUCAUGCUGGGAUGACAGGUGCCGUGCCAGGGACGACAGGUUCCGUGCCUUGGACGACCGGUGCCGUGCCUGGGACGACCGGUGCCGUGCCUGGGACGACCGGUGCCGUGCCACCAGAAGCGUCUAGCAAAAAUGACACAAACAGAACAAUUAAAGGACACACACGAACUUUGAAAAGUGUGUCCCACGUAGCGAUAUUUGCUAGGUCCUUGAUCGGGAAACGAAUAGAUGAUAUUGAAAAGGAAAGACCGAAAUCUAAGGGUGAAGAUUCACCGACUAAGUAUCACGUGUCUGUGAAGACAGACGGCUGUGCCAGCAAGGCCAAUCUCUAUGUGAAGUUUGUGGGGACCAAAGAAGUGUCAAAAGAAUAUCCUAUGACUCAAGUUGGCGGAGACGACAGAAUAUAUGAGUUUGAAGUUCCUACCAUUGGUGGACUUGAGUCAUUGAUUGUCGGGAAUCAAACCGAACAGCCAAUAGAGGUCAAAAGUCUUGAGAUGGUGGUCGUUCUCUCGCUGAAAACGACGGAAGUCCUCCAAACCCUGAAAGCGCUAUUGGCUAAGGACAGAUUACAACGUAGCCACAUUGUAGCCAGUGAGGAUGGUCACGUGCUACGCGUAGCCAUAGAGGAGAGGUUCGUGUUCACAAUCGAUGACGACCUGCCGAUAAAAACAACUGGUGUUAAACUGACAUGUGCAGAGCGAGGAUACAGAUUACUUCCAGAUGGAUGCAUCACAUCAUCAACUAAUUUUGAAUUUGGAGCAGUGAAAAAAGAUGAUAUAUUAGGAGGGAAACCUGUCAUGGAUUCUGUUGGCGACCUAGGCAGGCCGAUUCCUACCAGAGGCAAUCCACAUCCUCAACCAGUUGGCGGCAUUGCUGGGAAGUGUGUCAAUGAGGAUCAAGCUGUUGCUCUUAGCAUAAAAGCUGCUUCGGCUGUUACUAGGCAAACGUAUGUCAACAUGAAGUUGAAGAGAAACGACAGAAUUCAUACACUGUCGUGGUUCUCGGUCGCAACGUCAAUACUAUGGGUGGACCUGUGUGUCAUUCACCCGAGAGCUCAGCUCUAUAUCGGAGCUCGUGAAGUAGGUGAUCCAAACCCAUCGUGGAAUACAUUGAAGAUGUAUGGGACUAGUGAGAUGGAAGACGAACUGAAGACACCAGACACAGUAGGAGGAGUGGAGACAAGAUCACAGAAAAGGGUAAAAUGCACCGAACCAUUAAACAUGAUCAAAGUGAAAGUUGGUGUUGUGACUGCAAACGAGAUCCGGGCAGAACAAAAGGAAUACGUGAGUUUGAAGAAAGUGUUUCAACUACCUACCUUAGGAAAAGAGAAGGUCACAGAUACUGGUGUCAUUAAUCCAUUUCCAUAUGAGCAGACAGAACUUCCUGACUACCACGGAGAGUCGUCAAGCUUUGUGUCCGCCUUCUUGGACUCCGUGGUGGGUGGAGACACUGUUGAUGAAUUGUCAGAACCAAACUAUGGUUUAACACAAGUCUCAAAGACUUGA